UGGGUAUUUGGGUGGAACAUGAUUUUCUGGGGACACAGGGCACAGGUUGCAGCAGAUUGGUGACCCAAGAAGUCACCAAGGGAGCCCUGGCAUGGAGCAUCCCUGCUUUGACUGAUGAAAGUGGCUAACGGUGGUGCCCGCUGUGCCUCUGGGCCAUGCUGGAGGCCCUGGCCAUGUCUUCCUUAUCCUUCGGAGGGAGCUGCGACGCCAGAGCUUACUCUUCUUAUAGGCUUUUCUCAGAUACAAUGUGUGUGUGUUGGCCUGGCCAUCUGAAAGCCCCAGCGACCCAACCCUUGCCCCGGUCACCGCAGCUGUGUGUAAACAGUCACACCAGGACUGCUGUCUGUCUUUCUGAUGAGGCAGGGCUUUGCGGUAGCCUACCCCCGUCUGAAGCUGACUGUGUAGCCCGGGCUUGCCCUAAACUUUUUCAUCCCAUUGCCUCUUCCCCCGUGUACCCUUCAGUGCUGGGGUUAUGUAGAUCAGGCUGCUGAACUCACAUAAAUCUGUCUGCUUCUGCCUCAAGAGUGCUGGUAUUGAAGGGUUAAAAGAGUUCCUAGUCGUGGAGUAUGAUCUUUGUCCCCCAUGGCCUUCCUGUGUAAUGUCCACUGAUUCCUUGUAGUGGGCCUGUUGGGGGAGGGCUGCUAGAUCUGGAGAAGCCUAUUUGAAGCUCUGAGGUUAAACCACACAUCCAAGGUUAUACAAAUAGAAAUAGGAGGUGGCGGGACCACUGUGAACCCUGAACAUGGACCUCGCCCCUUUAAGGAACUGGAAUGUAGCCUAACUGUCUGGCUGGUUCUGCUCUUCGUGCUUGUCAGGGCUCUGCCUGCAAUCUGUGUUUCCUGUUUAUUAUUCCUGUGUCCUCUGGUUUCAUUUUAUGCAACUUGCAGUGCCUUGUAGGAAGCUGUAUAGAAAUAGCCUCCCCAUAAUGAAUGUGAUACCUGCCUCUGUCUCGCUUACCUGGGCGUCUCAGGAAGAAAUGAUUGGGACCUGGUGUGGUUGAGAAGACCCACAGCUGGAAGGGGAAUUCUCCGCUGAGGCCUGGGGAAGGGUUUAGUUCCCUCUUCUCAUUCUGAGAAAGAAUUUCCUCAGUAGGAUAGAAAAGCAAGUGGAGGUGAGACACUGCCCCAGCAUGAACUGUACGCUCAGAAACAGGAAGUAGAAGCGGGAGCAGCUGCCUCUUUGCCAUGGCCUGUGAGCCUCCCACAGACCCUGGUGGGACAGCUGGUCCCCUGCCCACCUCCAUCCUGGGCUGCAGCACCCUGCCUCAAAGGAGCCCUCCUGACUGGGGUCCAGAGCUGCACAAUGGCCAGGUCCUCACAGUCCUCCGGAUCGACAAUACCUGUGCACCCGUCUCCUUGGACCUGAGUGCUGUAGAAGAGCAACUGCAGGCCUGGGGCAUCCAGGUACCUGCUGAACAAUACAGGAGCCUGGCUGAGAGCGCUCUCUUGGAGCCUCAGGUGAGGAGGUACAUCAUCUACAACUCGAGGCCCAUGCGGCUGGCCUUUGCUGUGGUAUUCUAUGUGGUGGUGUGGGCCAACAUCUACUCCACCAGCCAGAUGUUUGUCCUGGGCAGCCAGUGGGUAGGAGUGCUGCUUGCCACCCUGAUUGCUGUCAGCCUGACCCUGACUCUUGUGCUGGUGUUUGAGAGACAGCAGAGAAAGGCUAACACUAACACAGACCUGAGGCUGGUGGCCGCCAAUGAAGCCCUUCUGAGACACCGGGUGCUGCUCGGGGUGACAGACACAGUGGAAGGAUGCCAGAGUGUGAUCCAGCUCUGGUUUGUCUACUUCGACCUGGAGAGCUGUGUGCAGUUCUUGUCUGACCAUGUUCAGGAAAUGAAGAGGAGUCAAGAGUCCGUGCUGAGAAACAAAUUAAACCAGCUCUGUGUUGUCAUGGAGACAGGAGUGAUGCCUGUGGUGGAAGGGCCCGAGGACUUGGAGGAUGCCCCGCUGCUCCCCAGCACUCCUGGUCCUCCGGAGAGACCACUCAUGCAAACUGAACUCUAUCAGCUUGUUCCAGAGGCUGAGCCGGAGGAGAUGGCCCGGCAGCUACUGGCAGUGUUUGGUGGCUACUACACUCGGCUCCUGGUGACCUCUCAGCUGCCCCAGCCAAUGGGAACCCGACACACAGACUCUGCAAAGGUCCCAUGCCCCUGUCAGCUCAUAGAAGCACACAUUCUGGGCACAGGAUGCUGCCCAUUCCUGGCCAGGUGACCUAGGGACAAAGAAGUUCAUCUUCCUCCAAGACUGAGAAGUGGGGGAGGAGUCAGGAGCCUGGCGUGGCUGACCCUGAGCUCAGAUGAGAUCAGCAUUUGGGGGAUGUCCUGUCGGCAUCACAUGCUGUCCUGGCCUUGCUGAAUCUGGUGACUGAGCUGGUGGGGUGAGGAGACCAGGGCUGGUGGUCACCAGCAGGGCACUUGGAAAAGAAGACCCUGUUGGUGCGGCUCAGACUGAUUUCGUGGGCGACGUGCUGGCUUGUGUCAUGCUUCUGUCCUGCGGAGCGGCAAUGCUUCCUCACACUCCACUGUUCUGGAGUGAAGUAUGGUCAGACACGUGGGGUUUGAGUAGGAAGCUCAGAGACUCCCCAAGAGUUUGAAGACUGCCCACAACCCCAUGUCCACACUCAUUUGGUGUGGAGGUCCAGCUCCGAGUUCCCCACAAAUCACCAUCCUAAGUUGGAACUGUUCCCCGGACUGGCAGGGGCAUUUGCUCCUUCGUGUCCCUUCGGCUGCUUUCUGUCUCAUGGAAAUUCCUAGUGUUGAUGUUUGUGUUAUUCCACUUUUUCCUGUACAUACUUCUUUUUCUGUCGAGACUGUAAACUCCUCAGGGUCCAACACUGUACCUAUCUUCCUUCUGUGAAUGACCUGGACUUGCUUAAAAAUACUGCUGAAAAGUCCCAUGGAUCAGUUGCCUUGUCCUCUCCACCAGUUGUGGCAAAUGGUUCUGCAAACGUGGUUGAAUGAUAAGACCUGGGUCGUGAUGGACCAGAGUCCUGGUCCUGAGCUGCAUCGCUGCAUUUGUCCACCCUCCACUUACUGGAUGGUCCUGGUCAUUUCCAGCUUAUCCUGCUGAUAUUCUUCCCUCAGGGCACAAAGUGCUCCCCUCACCCCCUGGCCCCAAACUAUCCCUUGGUGAUACGCCAUCACAGGGAGCUCUGGUGUAGCUAGUAACCUGGAUUCUUCUUGCACAUCUACCGUCUGUAGGGCGAUGUGGCCAUGGCUGAGUGUUCUGCCUUCUCAGUGUGUCCACUGACUCCUUUUAGAGCCGUGUGGUGGACUGAAGUGGUACAGUGCAGGAGACCUGCUGGGUAAGACACAUCCUACCUCUGCUUUUCCUGUGUCCAAGAUGGAAGAGUCCUCAGCCAUAUCCUGGGGUAGCUGUGCUUAGAGUGGAAUUUUUCACUGUCUUUUGACCCACUGUGGGCAAUGUCCCUGAAUUUGAUCAAGGGAAGCCUGUGCUUGUCAUCUGGGCAUAGAACCCUUCAGUACAAUGAUGGGGAAUAAAACUGUGUGGUGAACGACUGAGCAGCUCGGCUCGGCUCAUGGA
Myodes glareolus (Bank vole) is the source of this 3545-nucleotide messenger RNA. It is a transcript of the gene Tmem268, whose product is annotated as transmembrane protein 268. NCBI's taxonomy places the organism in Eukaryota, Metazoa, Chordata, Mammalia, Rodentia, Cricetidae. The record is from RefSeq and is a predicted model, not a curated record.